Messenger RNA from Sardina pilchardus (European sardine), 1410 nucleotides. RefSeq names its product toll-like receptor 4. Gene Ontology annotation, cellular component: plasma membrane. Lineage: Eukaryota; Metazoa; Chordata; Actinopteri; Clupeiformes; Clupeidae. The coding region runs from base 1 to 1410 and encodes 469 amino acids. The record is from RefSeq and is a predicted model, not a curated record. The transcript has 2 exons. Gene Ontology annotation, molecular function: lipopolysaccharide immune receptor activity; lipopolysaccharide binding; transmembrane signaling receptor activity. Gene Ontology annotation, biological process: defense response to Gram-negative bacterium; immune response; MyD88-dependent toll-like receptor signaling pathway.
AUGAUUGUGGUCGGCGGAAAAAUGCUCACUCUACCAGGCCACCAACUCUCUCAUCAACACAGCUUACGAAGACUAGUCAUCAAUGACAAUUCUCACCUGUCAGUAUUUCAAACAUUAGUUGAUUUACCUAGUCUUGAGUACCUUGAUCUAAGUAGGAAUGUACUGACCAUAUAUUGUUGUGAUUUAGAAUUUGUUGACACUCCUAAUCUCCGGUAUCUAAACCUGAGUGUGAACUCAGCAGUAACAAUAAGAGUAUUUGGACUUGUAAAUCAUCCAACUCUUGAAAUAUUGGAUGUCCAUAACACAAAGGUAAUAGUUGAAAAAGACUUCAGUGAUGUUAUGGAACAUCUUAGGUAUUUGAAAUAUUUGGACCUCUCCAAUUCACAAAUGACCUUUAAAAACAAACUUUUUCAUGGCUUGAGAAGUUUGAAAGAAUUGAAAAUGGCUAGCAACAGCUUUGCAAAAGGCAUUUUUGGUGAAUUAUUUUUAAAUCUCACAACUUUGGAGGUCCUGGACAUUUCAAAUUGUGCCAUUGAAAACAUACCCUUGACUUCUUUCCAGAAUCUACAUAAAUUGGAACACCUAACCCUAAACAACAACCACAUAGCCGCCAUCUCUCCAAAUGUUCUUAAGAAUCUCCCUGCAGAUCUUUCGGUACUUGAUUUGUCCUUCAAUCCCAUAGAAUGUUCCUGUUCUCAAACUGAAUUUAUUUCCUGGAUCAUUAAUCAUCAGUCAGUUUUAAAAGAUCCUCAACUGAUGUCAUGCAAAUCCUCAUCCAAGAACUCCAGGGUGAUUAACUUUGACCUCACAUACUGUGCCAACACAAACAGAGGGGUAAUAACUGUUUCCAUAUUUGCAGCUGUAAUUGUAUUUCUAUUCUCCGCAUUGCUGUAUAAGUAUCAGUUCUAUAUACACUACUGCUUCAUAUUGCUAAGAGGCAACAAAAUGUCUAGGCAAGAGGAAUGCUCUUAUGAUGCUUUUGUGAUCUACUCAAGCAAGGAUGAAACCUGGGUGUUGGAAGAGCUUGCGGAGAACCUUGAGAAAGGACUUCCCCCAAUUCAGCUUUGCCUGCAUGAGCGAGAUUUUCAAGCAGGAAAGUCGAUUACCUCCAAUAUAGUGGAUGAAGGCAUCACAGGCAGCCGGAAAGCCAUUGUGGUGGUGUCUCAGCACUUCCUAGACAGUACAUUGUGUCAGUUUGAGUUUGAACUGGCACAAUCCUGGCUUGUCUUGAGGCGAAAUGCCAGCAUCAUCAUCAUCAUUCUGGAAGAUGUGGAAGAUAAGAAAAUAAGGAGACUGUUUGGACUUCAUAAGUAUCUGAAAAAGAACACCUACCUCAAGUGGAAGGGAAACGUGCUGAGCAAUGUCCGCUUCUGGGCUCGUCUCAGAAAAGCCAUUAUUGCUCAGAACUGA